AUUUUGUCAUAAAUUUGCAGUGAAUAUAAGGACGCUUAUUAUUUAAAUUGCCUGGACAAGGCAUUGACUGUGUUCGGUAGAAAAAGCAGCUCACUAAGCUGCGCUGCCGAUUGCUGUGAAAUUUUAUGCUAAAUAGGUUUGUUUUCUUGCCGAAUUAACUGCACCAUCUUGUACUCUUCGCACAGUUCUCUCUCUCUCUCUCUCUUUUUCAAUCAAUUCGAUCAUAUAUUUGUCUCUUUGCAAGUUCCGAAAAUACAUACUAAUGUAGCGAUAGAAAACAAAUCUGACAUUUGUCGUUUCCGCUUUUUCAACGCGUUUACUAAAUAGCGGCUAGUUCUUCAGAAUCUUCCUAUACUUCACCAUUCAAUGAACGUCGUUGAAAAAACGUGGAACGUCAAAUAACGUUCAACAGAAAUCAGCAGCGCAGCGCAGCGCAAAGCGAACUGCUUCUUCCGCCAACGCAAUCCCGUUCAGACUGGGCGACGCCGACUUGAUUGCUUUAUUUCGCCUCCCCGCGACAGCGCGCAAACGCCAAGACUAUAUAUAUAAGUGCAUCGAAGAAACCCAAAUUAAAUAUACAUACGCGAGUGCAAUUCCCGCAACUCGCUCGCGAAUAAAAAUGCAAGACACAUCGUCCGACGUGAAACAAAAAGUUUCCCACGCGCUGCCUCGAAGAUCGAGAUUCGUCGGUGCUACAGAUGCAAGACGGUUGCUAACCGGUGAUAUAAUAAGCAAAUUAGCAAUUGAGCAUCAUGUGUGGCACGCGCGAACCCCGCGAAUUUGGCGAAGCGGCGAGCAGCGCCGCGGAUUUGUCGACGGACAACGCGGAUGUGAACGCACACAACAUGGUUUGCACGCGACGUUUGCUGGAUCUGCCCUUGUUCGCUGCGGUGACAUCGACCCUCCGUAACGCUUACGCUGUCACGAAGGGCUCACACGAAGCGGUCGCGACGAUACUCGGCUACGCUGAGGACGGUGUGUGCGCCGGUCUGCAGUUCGCUAGUCCUGUCACCGAGCGCUUCGCCGACGCUUUGAAGACGCCGCUCAAAGCCGUGGACGACGUCGUUUGCAUCGGCCUGGACUACGUGGAGGAGAAAGUGCCCUCCGUCAAACUGCCGCCCGAUCAAAUCUACACGAACGUGAGGGAUUGCGUGAGGAGCAUUUUCACGUCAGCAUUGGAGACCUUCAGGCUUCUGUUUGGCGGACCGAAAAACCAAAUAGAGGGCUCACCGGCUCCGAGUGAGAACGCACAAGAGCAGACCCGGAGGGUACCCAGCUGAAUAGCGCGAGUGUGUGUGUGUGUGUGAGGAAUAAUUUAUACCUACUUUAGGAAUUUUUGUUUGCGAAAUACAUAUAUACAUACAUAUAUAUAUAUAUAUAUCUAUUAUAUAUGUAUAUAUAUAUAUAUAUUAUAUAUAUAUAUAUAUGAUUAUAUAUAUAUAUAUAUUGCGAGAAUUUCCACGUUUCGACAACAGAUUCCGCGCGACCGUCACUGGAUAGAGAGAACUGGUGUCGACACUUUUAGACAGAGUAUCGCGUUACAAAAGAAUAUAUACGACCGCGGUGGUGCAGUGUCUCCGCGACUAAUGGCAAACGAAUUGUCGCACAUAGAUGUAAAGAUACUCUCACUUUCGUCGCGAAAUUAAAGAUAAACGAACAAGUCGUCUGUCUGGCGUUUGCUUGACGACGUGGUGGUGCGCACCUUUGUACGAUGAUUGUUUUGCGUUGUUUCUGCAAAUAAAUCCUGCGUUUGUGUUUCCGA
Messenger RNA from Harpegnathos saltator (Jerdon's jumping ant), 1762 nucleotides. Its product is annotated as perilipin-1. NCBI's taxonomy places the organism in Eukaryota, Metazoa, Arthropoda, Insecta, Hymenoptera, Formicidae. The record is from RefSeq and is a predicted model, not a curated record. Gene Ontology annotation, cellular component: cytosol; lipid droplet. The transcript has 4 exons. Gene Ontology annotation, biological process: lipid storage; positive regulation of triglyceride storage. The coding region runs from base 753 to 1280 and encodes 175 amino acids.